This is a messenger RNA of Acipenser ruthenus (sterlet), 2821 nucleotides long. Its product is annotated as tissue-type plasminogen activator-like. NCBI's taxonomy places the organism in Eukaryota, Metazoa, Chordata, Actinopteri, Acipenseriformes, Acipenseridae. The transcript has 11 exons. Gene Ontology annotation, biological process: plasminogen activation; regulation of cell adhesion mediated by integrin. Bases 126 to 1388 code for a protein of 420 amino acids. The record is from RefSeq and is a predicted model, not a curated record. Gene Ontology annotation, molecular function: serine-type endopeptidase activity.
AAAGAGAGAGUUAGCAUAACUACAACUACCAAGAAUUACCUACAGCCCUCUAAACACUGAACCACAGGCUGCUGUCACUGACUGACACUCCAAAUAAGGAAGAGAACAACAACCUCGGAGUAAAAAUGAAGUUCCUGCUUUUAUUAAUGGCUGUAUUGCAACACAUCUUCAGUCUGGAAGCUGCUCUUAGAAUAACAAGCUCAGAACUGUACGGUUAUGAAUAUGUGGAAGAAGGGUGUGGCUGUUUGAAUGGAGGACAGUGUUUUAAAGUCAAGUAUAACCAAAGAAAAUUGCGCUGCAAAUGCCCCAGAGGCUACAAAGGAAGAACUUGUGAAUUCGACUCAUUAGUCACUUGCUAUAAUGGCAAUGGAGCAGACUACAGGGGCACAGUGUCUAAGACUGAAUCAGGAAAUCAAUGUCUUGACUGGGACCCACUGGCUGUUCAAUUUGGACUUGGCAAUCACAACUACUGCAGGAAUCCUGACAACAGCAAGAAGCCCUGGUGCUAUGUGAAAAAAGGUCACAGAUUAGUAAAGGAAUCUUGUAAUGUUCCAGCUUGUGCACAAGAGCUAACACCCACUUGUGGCCUGAGGGACAGAAAACUGUAUAAGAUUGUAGGUGGAGAAAUCGCAACAAUCGAUUCUCACCCCUGGAUAGCGUCCAUCUUCUACAGAUCAAGACGUAGAGAGAUUUUCCGGUGUGGUGGGAGUCUGAUUAGUCCCUGCUGGGUUCUGACGGCAGCACACUGUUUCCCAGAGGGUCAUAAUACAAAACAUGGUCAAUACUCCGUCUAUUUGGGAAAGGAUGCUCUCAAUGCCACUGACUUUCUUAAAGAACAGAAAUUUGAUGUUGAAAAUGUUAUUCUUCACCAUGGGUUUGAUAAUAGCCAUGGAAGUUUCAACAGUGACAUAGCACUGGUGAAACUAAGUGGACAGUGUGCUGUGGAGUCCAGUUCUGUGAAAACUGUCUGCCUUCCCCCAACAAACCAGAUGUUGCCCCAAGGCUCUUACUGUGAGAUUGCUGGAUAUGGAAGGGAGGCCCAAUCUUUGUGGUACUUUUCCCAACAUCUGAGAGAAGCGACAGUUCAACUGAUUCAUCAGAAUACCUGCAAAAGCACACAGUACUAUGGGUCUCAGGUAACAGACAACAUGUUCUGUGCUGGCCACCCUGAAUGGAAAGUGGAUUCUUGCAAGGGUGAUUCAGGCGGCCCCUUGGUCUGUGAUGUCUAUGGAAAGAUGUUUCUCUUUGGAAUCGUCAGCUGGGGAGAAGGCUGUGCAAAGGCUUACAGGCCGGGCGUCUACACACGGGUUACAAACUACAACCAGUGGAUUGCUGACAACACUGGGAUAAUGGCUUUGAGUGAAGGACUCAUGUACCCUGAGAAAUGAUUCUGAUGCCUAGUACUUCUGCAAAAUUACUGUGUCCAGAAUACUGCAUCAUUACUGGUAUAUUUUUGUAAGGGCGUGACAGGUGCAUUCCACAGAUCAGGUUUUACUACUAAAACCUUAUUAUAUUCCACUCUGUGUGCUACUAAGAAGAAAGUUUAAAAAGUAAUAAUGGCAUUUUGGGAGUCAAUACACACGAAGGUAUAUUUUCUGCUGAGAGAACAAAACUUUAAAAAUCUCAAGCAGAUCCACGAUUCAUCCACUGAAGGCCAUAUGGACCAAUAUACACGGUUCUGUGAAAUGACUUACAUUUAAUGUCGGCUUCUUGUCAUUAUUCUUUAAUUGUUUAUUUAAUUAUUAUUAUUGAUCAUUUGGGAACAUGGCUAGUGGUUUCUUUUGAGUUAGCAUUUACCAUGUCCAGUUUACCAUGUCCAGUUCUUUUAAAAUCAAAAUAUUUUUAAUGGCUAUUUAAAAAAAAAAAAAAAACAUUUGGGUAAUAAUUAUAUUUUUAUGAUUAUAUAAGGAUUUAUUCAGCUAUUUUAGAUUUGUAUGUGUUAUUUAUCUGAUGAAUAAAAAAUUAAUGAACAUUUCCAUUGAUUAAAAACAUUGGAAAAAGCAGGCUCUGUAUUGGCUCCAACCCAUGUAGCAAUUAGUUACAUAUACUGUGACUAGUCUUGCCAUUUCACUAGCUUUACAUUUUAUGGUUAAUGUCAAUGAAAAUGCUCUUUUAUUUAUUCCAGUGAUUUCAAGCUUGUAAUUAAUAAAGAAUGGUAAUUUGAAAAUGAUACAUUGUAUGUUAAAGAAAAGGUUUCCAAAUGUUUUGUAUAAUAUUUAAAAAAAGAAAUUGUGAAACAGCAAACAGUGAAUUCAUUUUGUUAUUGGGAAUCUAAAAAAAAAAUGUACUGCAAUGCAUGGAGCAAAAAUAUCUCUAAACAAAUUGUAUUCACAGUAUAGAAAUUACACAAGAGUAGAAGGUACAAAGUGGCAUAUCUACUUUGUUUCUUUUUCUGUUUGCUUAUUUUAUAUAAAACAAAAUCUUUGAAAACUAUGAGAAAUGUCAAGAGGGCAGAACACGUUAUUUUUUAAGUUAAGCAAGUUAUUUAUACAGGAGUUCAACUUAAAUCCUUUUAAAAAGCUCAAACAAUGCACAACAAUAAACAAUAUGAUGUCAAAGAAGGUCGUUGUCAUACACAUUAUCCACUGGACAAUAAUUUAAACUGUUUUUUUUCUGUUAUGCAUUUUUGUUAAACUGAUGAGGGCUGGAACCUCCAUAUUUAUUUAUUUCUGUACCACUGCAUUGUGUGUUUUAUAAUGUUAAAUUGUUUUUUGUUGCUUGCUAUUAUUUUUUAACCCACAAUAAAGACUGUUCAGUAAUUUCUUUUGUGUAUUAACUUUGACCCUCUAUUGUUCCUGAAUACAAUUGGAAUUUAGAGUUA